This is a messenger RNA of Rhododendron vialii, 1796 nucleotides long. RefSeq names its product transcription factor BC1-like. Gene Ontology annotation, molecular function: protein dimerization activity; DNA-binding transcription factor activity. Gene Ontology annotation, cellular component: nucleus. Lineage: Eukaryota; Viridiplantae; Streptophyta; Magnoliopsida; Ericales; Ericaceae. The coding region runs from base 248 to 1261 and encodes 337 amino acids. Gene Ontology annotation, biological process: regulation of DNA-templated transcription. The record is from RefSeq and is a predicted model, not a curated record. The transcript has 8 exons.
GAUGAGACCAGUCAAAUGUAAAGGAAACUGAAUGGUUUUGAGUUAAAAAAGUUUUUUUAGCAAAAUUUUGGAGGUGUCCUCUCUAUUCUCAUGUAUAUAUAUAACCUGACCUCAUAAGAUUGUAUCAGACCCACUUUUCCCCCUCCUUGACUAGUACCUCUCUGGAACCAACAGCAGUACGCCCCUACUCUCCUCUCUUCCAUCACUUUCCAUUUUCAAUUCCAAAGCUCUUCAAAAAAAAAAAAAAAUGUCAGCCUUUUCACACCAGCACCGGCCUUUCCUCCUUGACUCCUCAUUUUUCACUCCCAUUAAGAUCAUGUCUGGCCUUGUGGAGGAACCAAACACCCCCUUGUUCUCUCAAUUUUUUUACCCACCUGAGCCUGUUCACCAAAUCCCUGUUCAUCACUUUAGUACUAGCUGCCUUGAAAACAGCACAAAAGUUGAUGCUGGCAUUAAUGAUGAUGAUUCUUCAUCAGUGGUGGAUGGUAAGGCUGAAAGUGGGGAGCAAGUCACCCAGAAGUUGAUUCCCAUGGACAAGAAGAAGAAGAACAGAGAUGGGUCUGCUCAAUCCAAGGAUGCAAGAGAAGUGAAGGGGAAGAAGCAAAAGAGAUGCAAUGGUGGGAUGGAAGGUGAUGAAGAAAAGAAGACUAAUAAAGCUGGUAAUAAGAAGAAGCUUAAUGAAGCAGCCCCUACUGGGUUCAUUCAUGUAAGGGCCAGAAGGGGGCAAGCAACAGACAGCCACAGCUUAGCAGAGAGGGUGAGAAGGGAGAAAAUAAGUGAGAGGAUGAAACUGCUGCAGGCUCUAGUUCCUGGAUGUGACAAGGUUACUGGGAAGGCCCUCAUGUUGGAUGAAAUUAUCAACUAUGUCCAGUCUCUACAAAAUCAAGUUGAGUUCCUAUCCAUGAAGCUUGCUUCUGUGAAUCCCAUGUUCUAUGACUUUGGAAUGGACUUAGAUGCAUUCAUGGUUACACCUGAGAUCAGAUUGAAUGGAUUGGUAUCACCAUUAAUGCCAAAAUCCAACCACCACCAGGCCAUUGCCUUUUCUGAUACAACCACCGGCGCGGCUGCCGCCUGGACCGGCCCAAACAGCUAUUCUCUUGUGGACACACCUACAUCUUCAUCCCUUCUAUUUCAACAAGUGCAGAGGCCAAAUAUUCUGUCCCAGGAUAAUGAACAGGUCUUGUGGGAUGUGGAGGACCAAAGACAAAGAGUUAUUAAUCAAUCUGGCUUUAGCAACAACUUGUGUUCUUUCCAUCAAUAAAAUACCAAGCUGCAGCUGCCUGCCCUACACGCAGCAGGUAAGCACCCGAGGAAAUUCUACAGUAGCAAAAAGCAGAGGGAAGACACCUAGAGGGGCAUGGAAUGCCAAUAAAAGCUUAUAUUCCUUAGCAUCAAUAGCAAUGAAGAUCUCCUCAAAUCUCUGAUUCUAAGCCCAGUCCAGUAGUCCAUGAAUGAAUGGAGCCUAGCUAGCUAGCAAGUUGUUGGACAUGAAUAAAAUCAAUGGUGGAAGACAAACAAGACCAGAUCUUUUGUAGAUUCUUCUGUUCCUGUCCCAUUUGACUCCACCCCAAAAAAUCAAGUCCCUUAAGCACAAAUUCCUAUAGCUAGCUAGCUAGCUUGUGGUGGUUUUUACAAGUAGAAUAUUGAUCCCAUGCCAGAACACUGUCAAAUGUUUUUGUAUCUAAUAUGAUUGUCAUCCGUUAAUACUACGUACUACGAUUCUUGAUCUUAUAAUUGUGACAGUUAAUUCUGUUAUUUACAGUUUAGAUCAUUUAUGGCGGCGCGGAUUUUACAUA